Cladocopium goreaui is the source of this 1964-nucleotide messenger RNA. The record is from the annotation of a GenBank genome assembly. NCBI's taxonomy places the organism in Eukaryota, Dinophyceae, Suessiales, Symbiodiniaceae.
CUUUCAUUGAAAUGUAGAUGUGUCCUCAUUAUACUUCAAGGCCAAUGCAUCCAUGCUGGAGGAUGUUGGGAUUGUUGUCAGCCCUGGUUACCACUUCGGGGCUGAUACACCGAGAAAGUCACGAGCAGACGCGGACCCUCAGUCUUGCAGUCGGCAAUUCAUCUGGAACUGGUCGGUGGAAUUUCUGUGCGAACCAAUGGGAGGAGUGCAGGUGCAACGGCAAGAUUAGGUGGGGCCAUGGUCAGACCUGGAAGGUAAUUGAUCCGCCAUCCCACAUGACCGCCUUCACAGUCAAGUGCAGCAUUGAGCACUUGCAGGAUGUGCUGCCAGGUGACACCCGAAAACAUUGCCAGUGCCAAGGGCAAGUGCUCAGCAAGAACUUUGACAGUAGCACAUUGACGAGCUUCGCUGAAGAUGCUGCAAUGACCAAGCUUGCAGGAAAGGACUCGGAGUGGAUCUUUUGCUCCAAUCAAUGGCAGGAAUGCCAAUGCAACAAUCACGUGCGGUGGGGAACGGCGAAGAGAUGGAAAUUGAUCAGCCCCAAGAAGGUCGGUGCAUUGUUCUCAGUGAAGUGUGACGUCAAUUCUUUGGGAGAUCCUGUGCCGGGAGAAGAUGGAAAGCACUGCCAAUGCUUGGUGUCACAUGGUAGCUUAUUUGAGAGGCAAUUGAACCCGAUGCUGCUCGAUGAGCGGACUGCCGAUGGCUUCGGGGCAAAACUUGUUGCCUCCUGCGAUCUUUUCGAGGCUGGCAAAAGUGCCGGUCCGGAGGGCCAAGCACAAUGGCAAGCAGCUGAACCCUUUUGCUCCAAGGCUUGGGAGGACAAAGCUGAAAAAGACGCUUCACUUCACGCAGGUCCUCACAGGCUUUCUUUAGGCUCACUCCAGAAGCUCAUGGAAGCUCGCAUUGAUGCUCGCUUUGAGGAAAACUAUCAACACCUUGUCGAUAAGGAUGGAUGGCUUGACAAAGCCUUCGUGAACUACUUUGCAGGAGCACCUGGAAGCAAGCAUGCAAACAUGACCGAGCAGCUUAUCCGCUCCGUCCACAUGUUCUCGAAGAACCCGAUCGUUGUGCUUCACUUGGGAAGCCGGGCUCCUGAUUCAUGGACGGCAAAGCGAUUUCCUCGCUUGCUCUUGUUGCAUGCUGCACCAAUGGGCCCGGAUGCGCAUCGAAGCUUCAACUUCAACAAAUUGCGCUCUUUCUUGAUUUCUCGGGCGCGUGUUGGAGUGGAAUUGGACUCCGACCAGUUUGUUGGGCCUGGAGUGGACUAUAUGUUUGAGAUGACGCAGAAGGAGAUUACGGAAAACUACUCGAUGCCUAUCAUGCCGGUGCACUUCUACAGCUUCACUCAGGCUGACACUCCCCACAAUGUGUGGUGGCAACGUUUCUGUCCGGAUCCCCCGGCAUGCAAACCCCAUUCGAUGCGGUGGAGCCAUGCUCACCCCACUUGGACUUUUUGGUCUCUACCUUUCGUCGGUCGCUGGCUUCGACGUCACUUCAGGGAUGAGCUUCUACUUGCAACAACUGGCAAUGGAGGAUUGCAUCUUGGGGAGCUUCCGGUUUCGGAAAUUCCGGAAGACGAAGAUUUGCUGAACGUCGCGACCUGGGAGGAGAAGGGGACUAAACAAUGGUGCAAAUUUGACAACGACUACCACGAGUUUGUGGACAUGCUGCGCUGGAAUCCACAGGAUGGGCACCAUACUACAACCGGUGACAUCGCAAGCGACCCCAAGUUCUAUCCGGAUGGUGCUGCGAAGGCUUUCUUCACGGCUCACAACUGCAAAGACCCUUCCGCGACUGCCAAGAUGCUGGAUGAAAUCAAGAGCCGCUGGGAGGAGGGCCUGUACCCACCUUCCACGAUCACGUUCAAAGGUCGGUUCUGGGCUUCUGGAAGCGAACUUCGCAAGGAACAUCCCGAGUUACCUUGCAUCUUUUGAGUGAAGCAAUGCCAAUCUACUGGCAGAAAA